This is a messenger RNA of Colletotrichum phormii, 228 nucleotides long. RefSeq lists its product as uncharacterized. Lineage: Eukaryota; Fungi; Ascomycota; Sordariomycetes; Glomerellales; Glomerellaceae. The annotation marks the transcript as partial. The record is from RefSeq and is a predicted model, not a curated record. The transcript has a single exon.
UGCAGCGGUCGCUUUGCAAGCCUCGAGUCAUUGAAUCAACACCUCAAAUCGCCUAAACAUCAGCAGAGCCUCUACCACUGUCCGAAACGCGGCUGUCCCAGGGAGUUUAGCACAUUAGCAGCCGUCACGGAGCAUUUGCAGAGUGGGAGCUGCAAUUUCAUGACCUUCGAGGCUGUCCAGGAGAUUGCGGCGCGAAUCUUUGAUCCUGGACGCAUGAUCGCCUUCUGA